CAUUUGGCAUUGUUACUUUUUUCCUCUUAUUUAGAAACCCAAAGAACUUGACCAAGAUGGAAGAUUAUAUGCUGACGAUGAAGCUAUUACGCUCUCAGAUGAACGAUUUAGAAGAUCAAGUGGUGACGAUCGCAGUCGAAGAACAAAAAUACAUAACGGCGAUUGGCAACAUGGAAGCAGACCUCGAUUUAGCCAAAUCUGAAACGAGACGUGUCAAAGAGGAGAUAGAAGGGAUGGAGAAGGCCAAAGGUCAGAUAUGCUCCCAGAUUGUGGAAAAGUUUAAGAAGAUUGCCUCUCUACAAACCGAUGUGUCCACCACUUCUCAGGCUUUAAAGCUUAUUAAUCAAGAGAGGACCAGUUUAUCUGCCAAAUUCAAGGAAAAAAGAUCUUACUACACAAAGGUUGUGGAGGAAAUGAAUGCCAAAUUGCAAGAACAACAGGACUGGAUCCACUCUAAUAAGCUCCACAUGGGAGAGCUUGGAUUGGUUGAGGGAAAUACUGGUGAAGCUAAAGGAAAAUUUGAAGACAAAUCUACUACCAGAACGCAUACCAUUGCAGACAAUCUGGACUUGAUGACCAAGAUGGAUGCUGCAACAGCUAGGCUUGAUGAGAUAAGUGUGAAAAAAUCCGAACUUGUUUUGAAGAACAGUAAGAUGCAGCAGUCUAUUAAGCAAUUGCAGUGCAGGGCUGCCGAGUUUCCGUCAGUGUUAAGGGAAAUGGGCAUGGAGGCAUUGGAAGAGGAACUCAAAGCCCUGGUGUCUGAUAAAGCUGCAGAAACAGAGUACUUGCAUUCUCUAACGGACAAGAUUGAACAAUUGAAGGGAAUUUCACAUGUGAUCAGAUGUGCUUGUGGGGUGGAGUACAAGGUGGAAAUGUAGUUCUAAGGCUGAUCAAGCACAAAGACCUAGACCCUUAAAUAACUCCUAUGGCGAAAGAAAUCCACAACUCUGAGCAGAACAAAUAUACUUGAUAUUUGACAAUUGAAAUUACUAAAUGUGCAGUUUUGGAAGGAGACUGGAAGAUUCAUACAAACCCAAUGUAAGAACAGUUAAGAAUACUACAUCACAUGAGAAUGCCAUUUUCUAACACAGUGCUCAUCGGAUUCAUCUAAAGAGUGUUCACA
Messenger RNA from Telopea speciosissima, 1123 nucleotides. RefSeq lists its product as uncharacterized. Lineage: Eukaryota; Viridiplantae; Streptophyta; Magnoliopsida; Proteales; Proteaceae. Bases 57 to 878 code for a protein of 273 amino acids. The record is from RefSeq and is a predicted model, not a curated record. The transcript has 12 exons.